Messenger RNA from Schistosoma haematobium, 2204 nucleotides. RefSeq names its product Indoleamine 2,3-dioxygenase 1. Gene Ontology annotation, molecular function: heme binding; metal ion binding; L-tryptophan 2,3-dioxygenase activity. The record is from RefSeq and is a predicted model, not a curated record. Gene Ontology annotation, cellular component: cytoplasm. Lineage: Eukaryota; Metazoa; Platyhelminthes; Trematoda; Strigeidida; Schistosomatidae. Gene Ontology annotation, biological process: 'de novo' NAD+ biosynthetic process from L-tryptophan. The transcript is spliced from 12 exons. Bases 852 to 2111 code for a protein of 419 amino acids.
CACAGCUUCAUAUGACCAGACACAUAUCUCCUAACACAUGAGUUCAAUCUGAAACUUAAAUGGUCUAUAGCUUAAAUGGUCUAAAAUCAAAUGAAUUGGCCAAGAAUAUCGAGUUGCUUGGCCUAUAAACAAUCCAGUCAACAAGAUUUCAUCUGUAUUGAAGACUUAAUAACAGGAUAUUGAUCAGUUUUGGACUAUCAGUUUAUACAUAAUCCAUAUACAUAACUCUAUUACAGUUCUAGUUUAUAUUGUUGUUGUUGUUGUUAAUCUGAUCAAUCCAUGGAUGAAUCCACAUCGUUUAAAUCAUUUUGAAAUUCAACGAGCUAACCUGUGAGGUUUAGGGAAAUAUUUAUUCAUUGGAAUAGAUAAAGAUCAACUGAUCUUGGGAACGAUGAAUUGUAUAUCAGUGAACAGAUUCUCAACUAAAAUCUCAGUAAUGAUGAUUCCUCAACAACAACAACAAACAUUUCAUCAAUAAAAUGAAAAUCUCUUCAAACAGUUUCAACUUUAAUUAUAUUUUGCUAAUCUAACAAUCAGUUUGUGAUGAAUCCAUGUUAUAUUAUUCAAUAAUUUAAUUAGAAUGACCUUAUUUCAUUGACGAGAAGAAGAAAAGAAGAAGAAGAGCGUUUAAACUAUCUAGUAUGAUAAUAAUAAGAAGAAUGAUAUUGGUCCAAUAUUAUCAUGCUAUCAAGCUUAUGAUUGGACAGUUCCACUCGUAUAGUUUGUUCAAACUAAUACACGUGAUAACCUACACAUUAUAUGCAUAUAUAUAGAGAGAGACAUUUAUACAUAGAGAUGUAUGAGACAGUCUCAUUGAAGUAACUAAAUAACAACUAACCAACCAACCAACGAUGAACAGUUUAGAAUCUUAUUGUUUAUCAUUUAAAACUGGUGCAAUUGUAGAGAAUCCAAUGAAAACUCUUCCAUCGAAAUGGAAAGCAUGGAACACAUUAAUUGAUCGAUUGCCGGAACUAUCGAGAAAUCGCAGUUUGAGAAAAGAAGUAGAAUCAUUACCACUUUUAGAUUUGGAUGGUCUUGAUAAUCAUAAGGAAUUGAGAUUGGCACAUAAGAUUCUUGCUUUCAUAACUUCUGUUUAUGUAUGGCAAGAUGGAGAAGGUGGUGAAACAGAGUCAUUACCAGUACAAAUCGCUAAACCACUAUUACAAGUUUCUGAUAGACUUGGUAUACAGCCCAUACUGACCAAUGAAGAUCUAGUCAUAUCCAAUUGUAUUCCUUCAACUUUGCCAACAGAAGAACAAAGUUUGAGUUUUUUACAAUCUAUACACAAGCCCACAUAUCAUGGAAGUUGGGAAGCGUUUAUAACUCUGAGUGCCGAAUGUGAACUAUUCUUUGCACCCAUAUUACUGGAAAUUAUGAAUGCCAUUAAAGCUCAAGAUCCAUUGAAUGAGGAUGCUAUCACAGAAUGCUUAGAAAAUAUAGUUAAAGCGUUUGUACAAUUUAGAAAUGCAUUAAAGAAUUUCUAUGGUAAAUUAAAUUCAGAAGAAUUCUAUGUCGAUUUAAGACCUAUUUUGUGUGGAUGGUCUCAUGGAAAACUUAAAGACAAGGGUCUAACUUACGAGACAAACUCACAACACAUAAACAAUAAUAAUAAUGAUAAGAAUGAGAAUAAGAUUGAGAAUACGAAAGCCAUAUCAAGUUGUCCAUUUUCUGGUCAACAAUAUACUAGCAACACGGAUCGACGGAAAUGUAUCGGAGCAAGUGCAGCACAGUCAAUAACGAUUCAGACGUGUGAUGCAUUUUUCCAGAUAAAACAUGAUCCUGAGGAUGAAAAAUUCUUCCGUAACAUGCAGACAUAUAUGAUAAAAGAACAUCGACAGUUUCUUCAAGAUCUAGCAAUGCAUAGUCGAAUCCGUUGUAUAGUUGCUGAAAGCAAAUCUUCUCGCAUGAGAACAGCCUAUAAUCAAUGUCUUCAAUCAUUGUGGAAUUUCCGAAAUGCUCACAUAUCAUUAGUUAAAAGAUUCAUCAUACAACCAUCACAAAGUGCAGAUGCUAGAAUAAAACAACUUGAUAUUAAAGGAACAGGUGGUCAAUGUUUAAAUGUCUUUCUUCAACGUGUACGAGAUGCAACACUUUCUGCAUCGUUGGUUUAAUUAACCUGCUUUGAAAUGAUAUCAGUUUAUACAAGAAUGUAAUUUUUUCUGUUUUAUGAACAUCUUGAGUAAAAUAUACUUGAUAUUUUAUUA